Molecule: messenger RNA, 1709 nt
Organism: Pteronotus mesoamericanus
Lineage: Eukaryota; Metazoa; Chordata; Mammalia; Chiroptera; Mormoopidae
Gene: CEND1
Product: cell cycle exit and neuronal differentiation 1
Exons: 2
Coding region: 229-678 (149 amino acids)
Biological process (GO): cerebellar Purkinje cell differentiation; cerebellum development; radial glia guided migration of cerebellar granule cell
Source: RefSeq, a predicted model, not a curated record
CGCCUGGCCCAGAUGCGGAGGCUGAUUGACAAGGCAGUGCCCACCCGAGGCUAACUCCAGGGGGCCCCUCUGCCCGCAGAGGCAGGUGCAGCCUCUGGCUUGGGAAGGACGCCUUGCCCUUGAGCUGGAGCAGGUCCAUGUAAUGCGCAGGGCUGAGCUGUACUGAGCCGCCGCGGUCCAGCCACCUGCCUGUCCGCACGCCCCGUGCAGCCUGCCGGCACGGCCGCCAUGGAAUCCAGGGGCAAGUCGGCCAGCAGCCCCAAGCCCGACACCAAGGUAGCUCCGGCUGCUGCCGAGGUCAGAGGACCCCCGACGGCAGACGGGAAAGCCCCCUCGGCCAAGCCCGGGAAGAAGGAGGCCCAAGUGGAGAAGCAGGAGCCGCCAGUGGCCCCCACCCCACCCCCUGCCAAGAAGACCCCGGCCAAGGCGGACCCGGCCCUUCUCAACAACCACAGCAACCUGAAGCCGGCCCCCACGGCCCCCAGCGGCCCCCAUGCAGCCCCCGAGCCCAAGGGCCCUGGAGAUGGGGCUGAGGAGGACCAGGCCCCCGGUGGGGGCCCCGGGGGCCGAGGUCCCUGCCCCUUCGAGAACUUGACCCCCCUGCUGCUGGCUGGGGGCGUGGCCGUGGCGGCUGCAGCCCUGAUUCUUGGUGUCGUCCUCCUGGUCCGGAAAAAGUGAGGGCUGGUACCGGGCAGAGACCCAGCCGCUCCUGUACAGUCCUCGGGGACCUCGUGCAUGCGAAUUCACACACAGCUAGCUCUCCCCUCCUCUGUAAGAAAUACACGUACCCAUGCCCCACAGGCCCGCAGAGGGAGGGGUGGACAAGCCCCCUUGGCUGGCCCUCACGCUUCCCCCCAACCUCCCAGGCAGAAGGAGCCCAGGUCCCAGGGUCACCAAGCAGCACGGGGGGGAGCUGUGACAUGGGGCGGAGGGCCCAGGGCCCAGGCGCCCGGGGGCCGUGGGCAGGGCGGACCCUGAGGGUGACCCGACCGUGGACAGCACCCGCCGCGCCAGCCUGUCUCGAGGGUCCCCGGUGGUCCUGCGGGCUUCCUGGCAGCAGCUUCCCAAUGGGCCCCCAGGGCAGGAGCAAGCCCCAGGCUGACAGGGGUCCAGCCGUGGGGGGACAUUAAAGGGUGUGGCUAUUUCACUGUCCCCUCUUCUGCUCUUUGGUUGCAGCUGGGGGGCGAGGGUCGAUCUGGGUGGGCCCUGCCGUGGGGCUGCCCUGAGGCCGCCACACGGCCCCCGCCUGCCCCUCCGCCCCUGCUGGGCAGACAGAGAGCCCCAAGGCCAGUCUUGGGAGGGGUUCCCACGGUUCCUCUUCCAGCUUGUGUCCGAGGGGAGCUCCGGAGGCUGGGGCAGCUGAGAGCCAGGCGUGGGCGUGGGGUGGGGGUGCGUGGGUAGCAAGGGCCUGCCCUGCCGCUGCGCCUGCCUAGCCUCAUGAAGCCCCUGGAGAUGCCUCUCCUGCCUCACCCAGUGUCUUCUGAGUCCAACAAGCGUAUAAAUGCAAUAACAGGUAGAGUAGAACCACGUGGUGACUGUCACCCAGGGCCACUGCCCGCGGUGCCCACAGGGACAGCGCUCCGGAACACCCGGUCCCAGCAUGGCCCUCGGCGCAGUGGCGGUGGGCAGGCUCUGGGGGUGCCGUUGGGCACGGUGGGAGCCUGACACGCCCUUGCCCGGCCAGCCGGCCACGGGCGCCCGGGGCCCAA